AUGAUUGAGAGGGGGCAAGGUAAACUGUCUAGUACCAUUGAAGUGAAUCCUAAAGAAGCUACAAUGGCAAUAACCCUUUACUCAAGGAAAGUGUUGGAUGAUCCAGAAGAUAAAGUAAAGUCGGUAUUUGAGAAGAAAAAUGAGGUUAAAGUGGAUGAUAGAAGUGAAAAACUUGAGGAUGAGCAUGAUGGAUUAGGCAAAAAGAGUGAAGAUGAUCAACGUAUAAAGGUGCCUGAAGUUAAAACUUACGUGUCACCUAUCCCCUUCCCAAAAUUGAAGUUUGCCAACCUUGUGCCUACUCAAGUGAUUUUGCAAUUAGCUGAUCGUUCAGUUCGAUAUCCAACAGGCAUUGUAGAGGAUUUAUUGGUAAAAGUUGGUAAAUUUUAUCUUUCUGCGGAUUUUAUUGUUCUUGAUAUGAAAGAAGAUAUUUCUAUACCUAUUGUCCUUGAUAGAGGGUUCUUAACUACGGGGGGAGCUAAUAUAGAUUUAUUUGAAGGAAAAUUAACUUUAAGGGUUGGUAAAGAGAAAUAA
Messenger RNA from Coffea arabica (coffee), 531 nucleotides. NCBI's taxonomy places the organism in Eukaryota, Viridiplantae, Streptophyta, Magnoliopsida, Gentianales, Rubiaceae. The record is from RefSeq and is a predicted model, not a curated record.